AUGGAGUCGCACUGGCAAGCAUGCCAGUUCUGGGAUGCAUCGGUUCCAGUUUGGUCAAGCUCUUAUGUUGUCGCCUGCAUUUGCAUAGCGUGCGCCGUGCUGUCUGGCAUGAAUCAGGCCUCGUCGACGGCGUCGCAAUUCUUUUUGAUUUUUGCUUGUGCAACCUGCUUAACUUUCGGCCUUGGCGGGACGGCUUUCAUGUUGCUCGACCUGAAGCCCUGCAGUCAUGAAUGGAGCAAGCCCAAUCAUGAGUGGAUGUACUGUUGGGCCUUCACCCUUGCAUUUUGGCCAUUCUCCACGGCAGCGCUUGCCGCGGUGGCUCUUAGCAUUACAAGUUUUGGUGCCAGCCAUCGGUUGCCUAGCAUCGGAUUUGUCAGUCUCCUCACUGUGAUAGCCUUUGGGCUCGCGGCCUACGAGACGCUUUGGUUUGUGAGAGGCGAACCGCUGUCCUUAGUCUACAAGUUCGGAAGCCUCUUCAUGGCCGCUUGUGCCAUCCUGGUGCCUUUGCUCGAAGCCCUGAGUUCCAGAUUCCGGCCGCCACACCUGCUCAUGAUCCUGAGCGGCUUGAUGUACGUGAUCGGAGGCAUUGUGGAGCUUGAAGUGCCCAUAGAUGGAGCGUACAAUGAGUCUUUCCUGUACCACAUUCUGGUCGGCCUUUCGGUCAUGUUCGCCUAUUGUGCCUGCCAGACGCGGCGAUCGCUGUCGCACAUCCAGGAGGGUGACAGACCCUCGACAAACAUGAAGUUGAUCAGUAGUCAGGCAUCAAGAUCAGUCUUGAGAGAGCGUAGGAGUGUGGACAUUCAGGUUCUGAACACCGUUUGGUGA
This is a messenger RNA of Symbiodinium sp. CCMP2456, 825 nucleotides long. Lineage: Eukaryota; Dinophyceae; Suessiales; Symbiodiniaceae. The record is from the annotation of a GenBank genome assembly.